CACUCUCCGGGUGUGAAGUUUCGGUAUACUUGUGAACAUUUGGUUGGAAGCGGGCCAGAUGGCGGAAGGCUUUAAUUUCACGGGUUUGGUGAAACCGUCUGAUCUGGAUGCCGACAUGGACGAUUUUGAAAGUUUCACUGAGUUAUGGGUUAGCGCUCUUUCCGGGGCAGUGAUGGGGAAUGCCUCGAAUAGUACCGGUAACGCAACAGUCGAAGAGUGGCACAUGUCUCCCCGUAUCAAAGCUUUGAAAUUGGCACAGCGUACAACUGUCAUAAUAGUGGCCCUGUUUGUCAUGAUAGCCAUGGGUUGCUCAAUUACGUACGACGAAAUCAUGUCCCAUCUGCGGCGACCGGUCGGCGUCUUCAUCGGGUUCGUAUGUCAGUAUGGUAUGAUGCCGCUAAUCGCAUUUGGUCUCGCUCAUGCUUUCAAACUUGACUUCCAGUAUGCCAUUGGAGUGUUGGUGAUGGCAUGCUGCCCUGGUGGCAACAUGUCGAACAUGUUAACAUACUGGCUGGAUGGCGACCUCUCGCUCAGUAUUUGUAUGACAACGUGUUCAACUGUGGUGGCGUUUGGCAUGAUGCCGUUGUCUCUCUUCAUCUACAGCAAAGGAUGGAGUGACCAGGAAUUGGUCAUUCCGUAUUUGCAAAUAUUUCUCGCACUCGUUGGUAUAUUGGCUCCUGUCACUGUUGGUUUUUUCAUCCGUUACAAGUCAGAGCACGUUGCAGCAGUACUCAGCAAAGUGUUUAACAUCAUCUCCUUGAUCGGCGUAGCUCUCAUCAACACAUUUGAGUGCAUUAUGCGCCCAAAUACGUUCACGGAUCACCCGUCACUUUGGCUUAUUGGGUGCAUCCUUCCUGCCACUGCCUGUACGCUCAGCUACAUACUAGCAAUGUUAGCAAAGAUGAGCAAAAGUCAGUGUCGUACAGUUGCCGUGGAGACCGGCGUGCAGAACGUCGGAUUGGCACUCACUCUCAUGUUGCUGUCUUAUCCCAACGACAGAGGGCGCACCACAGCGUUCCCGGCCAUCUAUAUGGUGAUUGAAGCCUCGUUUCUGUUUCUGAUGGUGCCGGUGGGGAUAAUGAUGUCGAAGCGCUCGAAAAAAGAAAAAGACGAAAAAAAAGACGAUGAGGAAAUGGCUCAGUUUACGAGAGACGAAGCGGGCGUACGCGUGAAUGUAAUAAAUGGGGAUACAACUGCGAAGACGACAGUGUCAAACGGCAAGCAGUACAUAGAUUUGUCAGAUACUACGUCCGCAAUUAGUGCUGAUGUCAACGGAUAUAAAAUGAAAAAUGGUGACACCCCUUUGCAUGAAACCUGUGUUUAAAUUAACGGUCUAAUUUUGGCUACAUUGAGACAGAUGAUUUAAUUUCUUUGACAUUUACAAUAUGUUUGUUUACCAAACACAGUUAAAUCUAUGAUCACCGAACUACAUUGGUGAACUAUUCAUCAUAGCUUUUUCAGCCAAUCAGAUGGCUAGAUUAACCAUAAUAUAAUAUGUAAAACUUCUGAAAUGUGAUAAAAUAGUCGCCCAAAUUAAUUAGUCAAAUGCAUGCAGACGACUUUAUAGUCUUUCCUCACAUAUUUACAACUUCCACUUUCACCAGCUUAAAACAAAUUAUCUGUCAAGUAUAGCCAAAGUUUGUAACUGAAACUAACAUGACGUGUUGAGUGCGCUGUGUGUCGUCAGAGACUAAUAAAGCAGCAACAAAUCGUACAUAUGUAACUAGAACCACAUUGUAAACGUUAUACAAGGCUAUAGAUCUGUUAUAACCACCUUAAAGCCAGGGAGUCGUCCAUCAAAUUAACAUGCGGUCAAUGGUCAUAGCGUAACGUUGUUUACAAACAAGCGUUUGUAUAUUCGCUUAGGUCUCAAUUUCCGCGCGUGCGCAGGUAACGACCCCCACCGCUUCCAGAGACACUGAAAUACACUAAAAUUACAAUCUUAAGAAACAGCCGUCCUUUUACAGAAGAUAUUAUUGAACAAAGAGUCCAUUCUUGAAACAACCAGGCCCUAGCACCGUCACUAAUUUAAGCUUAUAUAUUUCACUGAAAUAAAAUAUUAAACACCUCGUGACUUUCACAUUUGCCCACCAGACGGUCGGGUCACGUGCUGCGUGACGUUAUAUUUGCAUAAACAUCUUAAUAUACAAUUGUUUUAUAAAAGCAGUAAAUUUUGCGCCUAGCGCGAAUAUUACAGUAUCGUGCCAUUGUAAAUGAUUUGUAUAUAGAGUGUGGUAGUGUUGGUGUCAGUGGCGUUCAUUAUUAUUAUCGACAUGAGAAAAACAGUAAACACUUUGUAUAUAUAACAUCUUUUACUGAAAUAUGUGAGCAACAAUGUAUUUGCACGUUAUAUUAAAAGAAAUGACGUCCUUACAAA
This is a messenger RNA of Saccoglossus kowalevskii, 2377 nucleotides long. Its product is annotated as ileal sodium/bile acid cotransporter-like. Gene Ontology annotation, biological process: bile acid and bile salt transport. Lineage: Eukaryota; Metazoa; Hemichordata; Enteropneusta; Harrimaniidae. Gene Ontology annotation, molecular function: bile acid:sodium symporter activity. The record is from RefSeq and is a predicted model, not a curated record. Gene Ontology annotation, cellular component: membrane.